Molecule: messenger RNA, 1797 nt
Organism: Pyrus x bretschneideri (Chinese white pear)
Lineage: Eukaryota; Viridiplantae; Streptophyta; Magnoliopsida; Rosales; Rosaceae
Product: glycine-rich cell wall structural protein-like
Exons: 4
Coding region: 1-1797 (598 amino acids)
Source: RefSeq, a predicted model, not a curated record
AUGUCACUGACACGGGUUGGAGAUGGUGGUGGCGGUAAGCGUGGUACUACCUUUGGUGGAUAUGGUGGUGGUGGUAGUGGUGGCACUACCUUCGGUGGAGAUGGUGGUGGUGGGGGUGGUACUACCUUUGGUGGAGAUGAUGGUGGUGGUGGUGGUGGAGGAGGCUUCACUGGGCAACUGGGGUUAGAGAUGGUGGGAUGGUGGUGGUGGUGGGGAUGGGAUGAGGGUGAGGAUGGUAAUGGUGAUGGAGGAAGCUUCACUGGUGGUGGUGGUGAUGGGGAUGGGGAUGGGGAUGGUGAUGGUGAUGAAGAAGGCUUCACUGGUGGAGAUAGAGAUGGGGAUGGUGAUGGUGGUAAGGAUAGGGAUGGGGGUACGGUUGGAGAUGGUGGUAGGGAUGAGGGUGGGAGUGGUACUACCUUUGGUGAAGAUGAUGGUGGUGGUGAAGGAGGCUUCACUGGGACAACUGGGGUUGGAGAUGGUGGUAGGAAUGGGGGUGAAGGAAGCUUCACUGGUGGUGGUGGUGAUGGUGAUGGGGAUGGGGAUGGUGAUGGUGAUAAAGGAGGCUUCACUAGUGGGGAUGGGGAUGGGGAUGAUGGUGGUGGUGGGGAUGGUGAUGGUGAUGGAGGAGGCUUCACUGGUGGUGGUGGUGAUGGUGAUGGGGAUGAGGAUGGUGAUGGUGAUAGAGGAGGCUUCACUGGUGGUGAUGGUGAUGGGGAUGAGGAUGGUGAUGGUGAUGGAGAAGGCUUCACUGGUGGGGAUGGGGAUGGGGAUGGAGAUGGUGGUGGUGCUGAGGAUGAGGAUGGGGGUGGGGUUGGAGAUAAUGGUGGGGAUGAGGGUGGGGGUGGUACUACCUUUGGUGAAGAUGGUGGUGGUGGUAGAGGAGGCUUCACUGGGACAACUGGGGUUGGAGAUGGUGGUAGGGAUGGGGGUGGGGGUGGUGCUACCUUUGGUGGAGAUGGUUGUGGUGGUAGAGGAGGCUUCACUGGGAUAACUGGGGUUGGAGAUGGUGGUAGAGAUAGUGGUGGUGGUGGAAGAGGCUUCACUGGGACAACUGGGGUUGGAGAUGGUGGUGGUGGUGAAGGAGGCUUCAUUGGGAUAACUGGGGUUGGAGAUGGUGGUAGUGGUAGGGGUGGUACUACCUUUGGUGGAGAUGGUGGUGGUGGUGGUAGUGGUGGAGGAGGCUUCAUUGGGACAACUGGGAUUGGAGAUGGUGGUGGCAGUGGGGGUGGUACUACCUUUGGUGGACAUGGUGGUGGUGGUAGGCGUGGUGGACAUGGUGGUGGUGGUGGAGGAGGCUUCAUUGGGACAACUGGGGUUGGAGAUGGUGGUGGUGGUAGGGGUGGUACUACCUUUGGUGGAGAUGGUGGUGGGAGGAUGCUUCAUUGGGACAACUGGGAUGGUGGUGGUGGUGGAGGAGGCUUCAUUGGGACAACUGGGGUUAGAGAUGGUGGUGGCGAUGGCGGUGGUACUACCUUUGGUGGACAUGAUGGUGGUGGUAGGGGUGGUACCUCCUUCGGUGGAGAUGGUGAUGGUGGUAGGGGUGGUACUACCUUUGGUAGAGAUGGUGGUGGUGGUGGAGGAGGCUUCAUUGGGACAACUGGGGUUAGACUUGGUGGUGGUGGGGGUGGUACUACCUUUGGUGAUGGAGUUGGAGGGCAUGAUGUUUCAGUAGGUGGAAGAGGCUUCACUGGGACAACUGGUUCUGGUGUUGAUGGUGGGCUUGGCAAUAUAACAGGUGGUGUAGGUGGUGGUUUAGGGGUAGAUGGUGGAGGCAGUAUAAUUGGGGGUUUGGGAUAA